AUGGGGGUAAAUAAGAGUGAUCAGGAGGCUCAGAGGCAUUCCGGUCUAAGGAUGAUCCUCCAGACCAGUAUAGCUACUGGAAAUGGUUCUUUUGUGUCUGAAUUCAUUCUGGUGGGAUUAACAGAUCAUCCAGAUCUCCAACUCCCCCUGCUUUUCCUGUUUUUAGCAGCGUAUAUGGUCACUGUGUUGGGAAACUUGGGCUUGAUAACUUUAAUUGGCCUGAAUUCCCACCUUCACACCCCCAUGUACUUUUUCCUCUUUAACUUGUCCUUCAUAGACCUCUGUUAUUCCUCUGUUAUUACUCCCAAAAUGCUCAUCAACUUCAUAUCAAGGAAGAAUAUUAUGUCUUAUAUUUCAUGUAUGGUUCAGCUCUACUUUUUCUGUUUUUUUGCCACCUCUGAGUGCUAUGUGCUGACAUCAAUGGCCUAUGAUCGCUAUGUGGCUGUCUGUAACCCACUCCUGUAUAACAUUGCCAUGUCCCCUAAAAUGUGUGUCAACCUUAUUCUUGGUUCAUACUUGAUGGCAUUUUCUGGUGCUAUGGCCCACACUGGAUGCAUGCUGAGACUGACCUUCUGUGAUGCCAACACCAUCAACCAUUUUUUCUGUGACAUCCUCCCUAUGCUCCAGCUCUCCUGCAAGAGCAUCUAUGUCAAUGAGCUGGUGUUGUUCAUUGUGGGGGGCAUCAACAUCAUUGUGACCUGUCUCACCAUCUUUAUCUCUUAUGGUUUCAUUAUCUGCACCAUCCUCCACAUGAAUUCCACUGAGGGCAGGUCCAAAGCCUUCAGCACCUGCAGUUCCCACAUAAUGGCUGUUUCUCUGUUCUUUGGAUCAGUGUCAUUUGUGUAUCUCCAGCCAUCUUCAGCCAGUUCUGUGAAUGGGGGAAAAAUCUCUUCUGUGUUUUACACCACUGUUGUUCCCAUGAUGAACCCCUUAAUCUAUAGCUUGAGGAAUAAAGAUGUGAAACUUGCCAUGAGAAAAACUCUGACAAGUAGAAUAUUUUGAUCAGUCUGUUUCUCUUUGUUGAAGUAGUUUUAGGACAGGGAGAUGCUAGAUGUAUAAUUACAACACUUUUUGGUGGCAGCCUUCCUGUCCAAUUUCUUUCUUUCCAUUGAGAAGGAAAUGUAUUUCCAUUUUACGAAUAGGUCUUCCUCCUUAAUAUUUAUGGACAGUUCUUCUCCUUCUUACCUUUUAUCCUGUUUAAGUAUAAUGUUAAGGAAUG
Choloepus didactylus (southern two-toed sloth) is the source of this 1219-nucleotide messenger RNA. RefSeq names its product olfactory receptor 8B3-like. Gene Ontology annotation, cellular component: membrane. The record is from RefSeq and is a predicted model, not a curated record. Bases 1 to 1002 code for a protein of 333 amino acids. Gene Ontology annotation, biological process: sensory perception of smell; G protein-coupled receptor signaling pathway. The transcript is spliced from 2 exons. Gene Ontology annotation, molecular function: olfactory receptor activity; G protein-coupled receptor activity; odorant binding. NCBI's taxonomy places the organism in Eukaryota, Metazoa, Chordata, Mammalia, Pilosa, Megalonychidae.